GAGGAGAGAGGCUUUGCCCAGGUAGCACUGAUUCAUAACUUUAUGACCUCAAUAUCCACAGAACAGCGGGCCCAGCUCUCAAGCCAGGCCCCUCCCCGCUCACGCCCCGCAGCUCCUUUGGCCCCAAGGAACAACCCUGCCUCGGGGGCCAUUCCGGCCUGACACGGGAAUUGUUUUCACGAGCACUGAUCUCUGCUCUAGCUCACUCAGGAUCACGAUGUUUUUACUUUAGUAGUUUAUCAUCUGAGUGGCUGGUGUUCUCGGUGUAGCUUCUCCUACAGAGGGGCAUCUUGCUUUUGCAGGGCUCCUGAGAUUUGCCACCCUCCCCCAAGUGCUGAAUUUUCACCGGGUUUGCCCUUUUUAACCUCAAUAAAAUUUAAGGGGUGGGGGGAGGAGGAGGUCGGGCACGGCCAGUUCCCUCUCUCAGAGCCCCCUGACCCCCUUCCCAAUUCCAGUCCCAGGCCUCCAGUUCCCUACGAACCCUAUCAUAGUCACCUCAGUUUCCCUGAACCCACUCCCAGUUCCCCCCGAAUCCUCCCAGGUACUCCCAAUUCCCCUAACUCCCAGUCCCCUCUGAAUCCCUCCCGGUUCUUCCCUGCGGUCCCCCCACCCGUCGCCGCUCGCGGGGGUGGUGGGGGGCGGAGGGAGUCCGUCUUCCCCCGUUUCCCCGACAAUGGUCUGUCUCGCGCGCGCUGCACGCCGGGACUUGUAGUUCAUCCUCAGUCUCGAGAACUCUGCGCACGCGCUCUUUGACUCCGCCCGUUCCUCACUUUGGCCUCGCCCCUUCCCGGCCUGGCCCCGCCCCUGGCGCACGUGACGCGGACGGUGGCCCGCGGGGGUCAGGGGGGGCAGCACCGAGACCCCCCCGGCCGCGCUCCGACAACCCCCCCCGGCACCGAGACCCCCCUUGGGCCCCCCCGGGCACCGGGACCCCCCUCGGGCAGUGAUCCAAGGACUGCACCCCUUCCCCGUUUGCUGCCUCCGGGACCCCCGAGGACACCCCCGAGACCCCCCCAAGACCCUCGAGGAGCAUACCCCCGGGCUGGCCAUGGACUGGCAACCGGACGAGCAGGGGCUGCAGCAGGUCCUGCAGCUGCUCAAGGACUCGCAGUCGCCCAACACGGCAACACAGCGCGUGGUGCAGGAUAAACUGAAGCAGCUCAACCAGUUCCCCGAUUUCAACAAUUACCUAAUUUUCGUCCUCACACGCCUCAAGUCCGAAGACGAACCCACGCGCUCCCUGAGCGGCCUCAUCCUGAAGAACAAUGUGAAAGCACAUUUCCAGAGCUUCCCGCCGCCUGUGGCCGAGUUCAUCAAACAGGAGUGUCUGAACCACCUGGGUGACAACUCCUCCCUCAUCCGGGCCACCAUCGGCAUCUUGAUCACCACCAUCGCCUCCAAAGGGGAGCUGCAGAUGUGGCCAGAGCUGCUGCCCCAGCUCUGCAACCUUCUCAACUCUGAGGAUUACAACACUUGCGAGGGGGCUUUUGGGGCCCUGCAGAAGAUUUGUGAGGACUCCUCCGAGUUGCUGGACAGUGAUGCCCUGAACAGGCCCCUUAACGUCAUGAUCCCGAAAUUCCUGCAGUUCUUCAAGCACUGCAGCCCCAAGAUCAGGUCUCACGCCAUCGCCUGCGUGAACCAGUUCAUCAUGGACCGGGCGCAGGCGCUGAUGGAGAACAUCGACACCUUCAUUGAGCACCUAUUUGCCCUGGCCGUGGAUGAGGAUCCCGAGGUGAGGAAGAACGUGUGUCGGGCGCUGGUGAUGCUGCUGGAGGUGAGGAUCGACCGCCUGCUGCCCCACAUGUACAGCAUCAUCCAGUACAUGCUGCAGAGGACCCAGGACAGUGACGAGAAUGUGGCCCUGGAAGCCUGUGAGUUCUGGCUGACACUGGCAGAGCAGCCCAUCUGCAAGGACGUGCUGACAGCGCACCUGGUGCAGCUGAUCCCAAUCCUGGUGCAUGGGAUGAGAUACUCAGAGAUCGACAUCAUCCUGCUCAAGGGGGAUGUGGAGGAGGACGAGGCUGUCCCGGACAGUGAGCAGGACAUCAAGCCGCGGUUCCACAAGUCCCGCACGGUGACGUUGGCACACGAGGAGCAGCGGGGCGGGGAUGGCGACGGGGAUGGCGAUGACGAGGACGAUGACGAGACCCUGUCGGACUGGAACCUGCGUAAGUGCUCGGCCGCCGCCCUGGACGUUCUGGCCAACGUGUUCCGGGAGGAGCUGCUGCCCCACCUGCUGCCGUUGCUCAAGGAGCUGCUGUUCCACCUGGAGUGGGUGGUCAAGGAGUCAGGAAUCCUGGUCCUGGGGGCCAUCGCUGAAGGCUGCAUGCAGGGCAUGGUGCCAUACCUGCCCGAGCUGGUGCCGCACUUGAUCCGGUGCCUGGCGGACAGGAAGGCCCUGGUUCGCUCCAUCGCCUGCUGGACCCUGAGCCGUUAUGCCCACUGGGUGGUCGCGCAGCCCCCUGAGCUCUACCUGAAGCCGCUCAUGACAGAACUGCUCCAGCGUAUCCUUGACAGCAACAAACGGGUGCAGGAGGCAGCCUGCAGUGCAUUUGCCACUCUGGAGGAGGAGGCCUGCACGGAGCUGGUGCCAUACCUGAGCUUCAUCCUGGACACGCUGGUCUUCGCCUUCGGGAAGUACCAGCACAAGAACCUGCUCAUCCUCUACGACGCCAUCGGCACCUUGGCUGACUCUGUGGGCCACCACCUCAACCAGCCGGAGUACAUCCAGAAGUUGAUGCCACCGCUCAUCCAGAAGUGGAACGAGCUCAAGGACGAAGACAAAGACCUUUUCCCACUGCUGGAGUGCCUGUCCUCCGUGGCCACGGCCCUGCAGAGUGGGUUCCUGCCCUACUGCGAGCCCGUGUACCAGCGCUGCGUCACCCUGGUUCAGAAAACCCUCGCCCAGGCCAUGAUGUACAACCAGCACCCUGAGCAAUACGAAGCCCCCGACAAGGAUUUUAUGAUCGUGGCCCUGGACCUGCUGAGUGGCCUCGCCGAGGGGCUCGGUGGCCACGUGGAGCAGCUGGUGGCCCGUUCCAACAUCAUGACGCUGCUUUUCCAGUGCAUGCAGGACACGAUGCCCGAGGUGCGGCAAAGCUCCUUCGCCCUCCUGGGCGACCUCACCAAGGCCUGUUUUGUGCAUGUCAAGCCCUGUAUCGCUGAAUUCAUGCCUAUCCUGGGCACCAACCUGAACCCUGAGUUCAUCUCCGUCUGCAACAACGCGACCUGGGCUAUUGGGGAGAUCUGCAUGCAGAUGGGAGCAGAAAUGCAACCCUACGUGCAGAUGGUCCUCACUAACCUCGUGGAGAUCAUCAACCGCCCCAACACCCCCAAAACGCUCCUGGAGAACACGGCCAUCACCAUCGGGCGCCUUGGCUUUGUGUGCCCUCAGGAGGUGGCCCCGAUGCUGCAGCAGUUUAUCCGGCCCUGGUGCACAUCGCUCCGGAACAUUCGCGACAAUGAGGAGAAGGACUCGGCCUUCCGGGGGAUCUGUGUCAUGAUCGGGGUGAACCCCGGGGGGGUUGUGCAGGAUUUCAUCUUCUUCUGCGAUGCUGUCGCAUCCUGGGUGAGCCCCAAGGAUGACCUGAGGGACAUGUUUUACAAGAUCCUGCAUGGCUUCAAGGCCCAGGUCGGUGAGGAGAACUGGCAGCAGUUUUCGGAGCAGUUCCCCCCCCUCCUCAAGGACCGACUGGCAGCAUUUUAUGGGGUCUGAGCCAGGGGGAGACCCCUUAAACAGGUCGGCACCAGGACCCCCAAGGGGACACGGCCGAGGACCCCGAGGGGGGCGGGA
Messenger RNA from Myiozetetes cayanensis, 3793 nucleotides. It is a transcript of the gene TNPO2, whose product is annotated as transportin 2. Gene Ontology annotation, molecular function: nuclear import signal receptor activity; small GTPase binding. Gene Ontology annotation, cellular component: nucleus; cytoplasm. Lineage: Eukaryota; Metazoa; Chordata; Aves; Passeriformes; Tyrannidae. The record is from RefSeq and is a predicted model, not a curated record. The coding region runs from base 1049 to 3715 and encodes 888 amino acids. The transcript has 25 exons. Gene Ontology annotation, biological process: protein import into nucleus.